Jatropha curcas is the source of this 1761-nucleotide messenger RNA. RefSeq names its product transcription factor bHLH18. Gene Ontology annotation, molecular function: protein dimerization activity. The record is from RefSeq and is a predicted model, not a curated record. Lineage: Eukaryota; Viridiplantae; Streptophyta; Magnoliopsida; Malpighiales; Euphorbiaceae.
CAUCAGCUAUAAAGACCCUAAACAAACCUUCUCUUCUGUGAACCAUUUGAUCAAAAUUCAAAACAAACAAUAACCAGUUUCAGUUCUUCGCUCCUCCUUUGGAACAGGCAGUACUUAAACCUUAAUGGAGAUUGAAUCAGCUAGAUGGUUUAGCGAUCAGGAUUUGGAUGAUUACAACUUAAUCCAUGAAUACCAUAUGAACUCUCUUGCUGAAUUGACCACACAAAAUAUGGCAACUGCAUUAGGAGAAAACCUCAAACAAUCUUUUUCUUCUGAAAGUUACACAUCCUACCAUAAUUUCAACACCAAGAACACCUCCACGGCCACGGCCACCAUCGCCACCACCACAACUUUAAGCAGUUCCUCCAUAGAAACAUCUCAAACAAGUCCAGAAAAACCUAGUAAACUGCAUAAGACCAACAGCCGGAGCUCUAACAUGAUUACGGCUAACCACCAAUCGCCAAAACCUCAAAUUCUUUCUUUUGAGACCUCCAAUCCACCGCCGUUUUUUAUGACUUUAGAUCACUCUACAGUAAAGCCGAAAGAUGAGGCUGCUUCUCCAAGAAAUAUGCAUUUUCAAUCUUUGAUCUCAAAAGCUCCUCAAGGAAUUACUAAUAAUAAUAAAAGACCUUAUUCAAUGACAAGAAGUCCUUCACAUGCUCAAGAUCACAUCCUUGCUGAGAGAAAGCGAAGAGAAAAGCUUAGCCAGCGAUUCAUAGCUCUUUCUGCCAUUGUUCCUGGUCUAAAGAAGAUGGAUAAGGCUUCAGUUCUUGGAGAUGCUAUAAAGUAUGUGAAACAACUUCAGGAACGAGUGAAAGUGCUCGAAGAACAGACGAAGAAGAGAACGGUGGAAUCAGUUGUUCUGGUGAAGAAAUCUCAGGUUUCUACUGAUGAUGAUUCUUCUUCAUGUGAUGAGAAUUCUGAUGGCGGUUCUGAUUCAGCACUUCCAGAGAUAGAAGCAAGAGCUUCCGAUAAGGAUGUACUUAUUCGAAUUCACUGUGACAAACAACAAGGAAUUCUACCGAGAAUACUAAAUGAAGUUGAGAAUCUUCGCUUAUCUAUCACCAAUAGCACUGUCUUGCCUUUUGGAAAUUCUACUCUUGACGUUACCAUUAUUGCUCAGAUGGAUACUGAAUUCUCCAUGGCAAUGAAGGAUCUUGUUAAAAACCUAAGAUUGGCUUUCUUGAAGUUUAUGUGACCAGGUUUUUGAGUGAUCAUUUUUUGCAAUGCAGUCUGUAAAUCCAUAAUCAAGACUUACAUAUUUUGCUUAAGGGAAAACUUUAAGUUCUCUUUUUUCUUGUCUGACCCUUAUAAGCCUCGAAUCUGAUCUCCUCCACUUUGUCUAGACCAAAAUACAUUAAUUAAGCUUCUUUUCCCAUGGGAUUAUUAGGGUUUUUCGUCUGUAUUUUUACGUGGUUGACUUGUUGACCAUGUUAUGCAUUACUCAUAUAUAAUUCCCAUGGACAUAUAUUAUGUAUUUAGGGUUUUUUGAAGGGUUGAUUAAUGUUUUUUCCCUGUCUUACUUUGUUUGCACAUGGUGUGUGCUUGCUUAUUGAGGAGAACCCAGAAAAUGUUGGCAAGUCAUUGUUCAUGGAGAGAAGACAAAGAACACUUUCUUUGAGAAAUUAAUUUGAUCUGUUUUUUUAUUAGCUUUUUGUUUCUUUUCUUUUUCCAUUGUAAUUAUCAGUGGUUUGUUCAAUAUAAAUCAGAUUAUUGUGUGUCAUUAUCAUUAUUAUUUAUGUGCAAUGUUCAAUAAUAUAU